GUGAAUGUAGUUGCGCACACACACACAUCACCCCUCCUCUUGCGCUCACUUCAGUUCCAGCCAAAAAGGAAAAGGGUCCCGUACAUUUCGCGUGGCUUGUUUACUUUCCUUCUCAUUACAUUUAGCCCAUAUCUUCAGAAGUAGCACCUUUGAAAGCUGAAAGGAUGUCAUUGUACCCAUCCCUAGAGGACCUUAAAGUGGACAAGGUCAUUAAGGCACAAUCCCAGUUUGCUAAUGCCACCUCUAGUACCCCAGCCAUCACUCAGGGGGUCUACCAGCCACAGCCUGCUACACUGGGGAUGCCAAGCUCAAGUCUUUAUCCAAAUCUUGAGGAGCUGGGCGAUUACAUGGGCCUUGCCCUGAACAGUGAUGAAGUUCAGAGAAAUGUUGCACUGGUCCCAGUGACUGAUAAUCAAGUGGCAGUGCCAAUGGGCAUUGGCGGCAUGGUGCGGCCCGUCACUGGUGCCGACAUAGGCAUCAAGAGGGCAGAGAUCCGUCCGGGUCUGCGGGAGGUCAUCCUCUGCAAAGACCAGGAUGGAAAGGUCGGCCUCCGUCUCAGAGAUAUCGAUAAUGGAGUGUUUGUCCAGCUGGUGCAGGUGAACUCCCCUGCGGCAUUGGCUGGCCUGCGUUUUGGAGAUCAAGUUCUGCAGAUCAAUGGGCAGAAUUGCGCCGGCUGGAACUCGGACAAGGCCCACAAAGCUCUGAAGGCAGCAGGUGAUCAACGCAUUGAGCUCAUCGUCCGUGACAGACCGUUCCAGCGUACAAUCACAAUGCAUAAGGACAGCUCCGGCCAUGUGGGCUUUAUCUUCAAAUCUGGACGGAUUACGUCUCUAGUGAAGGAUGGUUCUGCUGCCCGUAAUGGCAUGCUCACUGAUCACUACAUCUGUGAGAUCAACGGCCAGAAUGUCAUUGGACUUAAGGACACUCAGAUUAAGGACAUCCUGACCACAUCUCCCACUGCCAUGACCAUCACCAUCAUGCCUAAGUUCAUCUAUGAGCACAUCAUUAAGAAGAUGUCAAGCGGCCUGCUGAAAUCAUCAAUGGAUCACUCUGUGCCUGAGGUGUGAACAUAGGAGACUGACCAUGCACAUCUUUCUACAAUGCCUACAAUCUCCAACCUUUCCAUUGGAGCCUUUCACCACAUGCGUUGUCUAUCAUUGAUUGGAUAAACCUCCUCAAACAUGUUCCUUUAUAACAUGUAAAAAAAUUCUUAUUUCACUUGUUCAAUGUUAUUGUUCACCUUCUAGUUCUUGUUUCUGUCAUUGUUGCCAUUGUUUAAUUGGUGUCAUAUUACAUGUUGUAUAGUAAUAAUCCAUUGUCAUUAUUGAGUAUUAUUAUCCAAUUGUUUUACUUUGGAUGGGGGGCAAGGGGUUGAGAACCAAGCUACUGUUUUAAAAAGCAUUAGCCUAAAUACUCCCAACUUUCGAAAUCCUCCAACUAUGCACAAACACCCUUAUUUUUAUUUUUCCAAAAUUCAAUAGAAGCAUAUAAAUGUCAAGACAGCUGUACUCUGCCAGAAUGUAUCCUGGGCCAGAAUUUUGUAAUGCAACUCAUUUGUUAUUGAUUUUAAGCAUAUGUUUUUAGGUGAUUAAUCUUUGAUAAUAUUCUAUGCCAUUAUCCUGUAAAUGUUAGUAUCUCUAAAAUUUAUAUACCAAUGUAACCUUAAGAUUGAAUUUAUUACAAAAAUAAAUAAGCAUCCUGGUAAUACCAUGAGAAAUGA
Molecule: messenger RNA, 1720 nt
Organism: Myxocyprinus asiaticus (Chinese sucker)
Lineage: Eukaryota; Metazoa; Chordata; Actinopteri; Cypriniformes; Catostomidae
Product: syntenin-1-like
Exons: 9
Coding region: 165-1067 (300 amino acids)
Cellular component (GO): cytoplasm; plasma membrane
Molecular function (GO): protein binding
Source: RefSeq, a predicted model, not a curated record